Molecule: messenger RNA, 1131 nt
Organism: Tuber melanosporum (Perigord truffle)
Lineage: Eukaryota; Fungi; Ascomycota; Pezizomycetes; Pezizales; Tuberaceae
Exons: 3
Coding region: 1-1131 (376 amino acids)
Source: RefSeq, a predicted model, not a curated record
AUGUCUCCGGCCUUGACCUCCGUUCGUGCUUUCUCCGCCAAGGCUGUUGACCAUACCGGCUCUUCCCCGGCCUCGCCGGCCUCGAGCACAACUGCAAACGCUGUCGCCCCCAAAAAAUUCACUUACCGGAUUUCCGCUGCUUACUCUGCAAAGCAGGAGAGGUUCAGCCCGGGGACUAAUAUGUUCCACUAUAAUCCUUACAACAAAGUUCAGGACACUGCCAAGAGAAAGUCCCGUCCGGAUGCUGGGCAGGACGCAUUUUUUGUGUCCGGGAUAAACGACACCGGAGCUAUCGCAACCGGAGUGGCAGACGGGGUUGGUGGUUACAUCGAAUCUGGAAUCGACUCUGCAGACUUCUCGCACACCUUGUGCGAACGCAUUGCUACAGCGGCCCACCAGUCUCCUACGGACAAUAUCGGUGCGAGGUAUUUGAUGUCGGUCGGGUACCAAAAGAUACUAGAGGAAGAUGUGAUUGCAGGCGGAGCAUCUACCGCUUGCGUUGGCGUAGCAAAGGCGGAUGGUCGGCUGAACGUCGCAAACCUGGGCGAUUCCGGAUUUUUAAUCCUUCGACAGGGGAAAAUCCACCAUGCAUCAUCCCCGCAGACCCAUGACUUCAACACCCCCUACCAGCUCGCAAUGAUUCCGAAAAAACUCCUCGCCCAGUCAAAGCAGUACGGCGGCGGUCUUUUAUCUGACCAACCCUCUGACGCCUCCGUCUCUACGCAUUCUCUCCGCAAUGGCGAUAUCGUGGUAUUCGCUACGGAUGGUGUCUGGGAUAACCUCUCGAGCCAAGAAAUCCUUAGGAUAGUCUCUGGCGAGAUGGUCACGGGCAAGGGGUGGAUUGUGGGUGGGGAAGCCGGCACUGUUCCAUCCCCACAAUUGGAGAGCCUUACGAACCCUACGGAGGGGCAGGGGCUACAGGCUGCUGUCGCAAAGGCGGUGGUCGCAAGGGCCAAGUCGGCAUCUGUUAACACGAAGGUUGACGGGCCGUUUGCAAAGGAGGUGCAGAAGCGGUUUCCGUCCGAGAACUUUCACGGUGGGAAGAAGGACGACAUUUGUGUGGUGUGUAUGGUGGUGGUUGAGGUUAGUUGGGUAUUUCGGUUAUUUCUAUCUCCCUUCAUUUCCCUCUGA